AGUCAAAAGUAUUCGUUCGAGGGAUAUUUAUACUACUCUAAAGCAGGGAUUCCAAGUUUAAGAAAAACGUCAGAAUAUUCCAGGUGGUCUCGUGGCAAAUACAAUUCAUUUUCAAGCGUCACUUUGCUAAAUAACGAGCUAAUUAUGGUUUCGAACUCGAAAGUUUUAUCUACCGGAAAUAUUGUUAUUUCUGGAUACCUAAUGAAGAGCAGACGUAUUGAAUUGUUGCGCAAAGUCCUGUGGAAUCUUCACUGUAUGAAACAUUCGUCAGAAUCCAGUGUUCUGAACACAAUCAUUAUUACGUAUAAUAAUCUUGUUAAUACUACAAGUAAUUGA
Messenger RNA from Schistosoma guineensis, 336 nucleotides. The record is from the annotation of a GenBank genome assembly. NCBI's taxonomy places the organism in Eukaryota, Metazoa, Platyhelminthes, Trematoda, Strigeidida, Schistosomatidae.